Molecule: messenger RNA, 363 nt
Organism: Pyricularia oryzae 70-15
Lineage: Eukaryota; Fungi; Ascomycota; Sordariomycetes; Magnaporthales; Pyriculariaceae
Exons: 5
Coding region: 1-363 (120 amino acids)
Source: RefSeq, a predicted model, not a curated record
AUGGCGCGCGGAGAAGCAACAACGGGUUUGUCGGCUCAAAAUAGGAGAGAUGGAGUCCCAAAUCUCGACCAGAAUCUGGCCCUGUCGGAACGAUUUGAGUUGAGUUCGAAUAUGUCUUUUUCCUGGUCUUCAAAGGUCCAGAUAGAUUAUGCCCAGAGACCUCCAGUUCCUGCCCUGCUUCAAGGAGCCUGCGUUCAGUCCUUCUGGUUCACACAUGGCCUUCAACGCAGCUGGCUCGUUCAUCCGAAGAACUUGCACAAUAUGCGAGAUCGAACCCGCGCUACCGGUUCCGAUACCUUUCUGGCCUUGAUUACACGUGGCAGUUCGCUGUACCCUGGAGGUCAUGGUGGAAACAUUGCAUGA